AUGGCGCAGCAAAGUGGGAACGAUCUGAAACCUCAAUUGGAGAAGCUGCUCCAGGCGUUCGACGACGAGGACGACCGGGAUCUGCUUCACAGGACGGAACUCGACCACAUCUUCCGCAUCCUCAGGGCGAACAAGGACAAGAUCACCUCGCGGCCACCGGACGUGGAGAAGAAGGAGGAGCUGCCCGAGCUACUGCGCAAGAUCGACGAAGCGCUGCAGCAAUGCAAGGCACGGUCCAAGCAGCCGCAGCAGUCUGACAACGCCAAGAGCAAGAAGAUGACGCUGCCGUCGGUGAGCGACUGCAACCCUUUCAAGUCCCGAUCGCCGGACUUCUCCGUCGAGCCAUUGCUGCAGCAGACCAUCACCAUCCUCGGUGACGCUCCUUCUACCUCUGCUCCUGCUGCUGAUCAUGAUGCAGCUGGUGAAGACACGGUGCUCUACGAGUGGACGACGAGCUACGUGGACGAGGACCGCAUAUACGGCUGGGCCGACGAGGCGGACAAGGUGGUCGACGCCCUCGUCGGCCUCCAAGAGGAGGGCAAAGAGGAUCAAUUGCUGUUCAGGGCGGCGGGCAUCACGGGGAUCCACGGCAGCGGCAAGACGGCGCUGGCGCAGAAGGUAUUCGUCCACGACAGGAUCAAGGACGCCUUCCCUCUCAGGCUCUGGGUCUGCGUCGGCCCGCCGGACCACGAGGACAGGUUCAACCUCCUCUAUCGGAUGCUUGACAACCUCGGCCUCGACACCGCCAAGGUCGAGGCCAUCGUCGACAAUGCCGACGUCGUCAAGGCAGCUGCUGAAGACAAGGACAAAUCCAAGAUCGGUGUGCUGCUCUUCAUCCUGUACGUGACGCUGUACAAGACGGGGUACCUCAUCGUGUUCGACGACAUCAGGGCGUACGAUGGCAGCAACGGCUGGUACAGCAACCUGACGCUACAGCCACCUAAGAAGGGCGAGUGGUACGAGCGGCUCGCCUACGGCCUGCCCAAGGCGAGGAAGAGCGCGGUGCUCGUCACCUGUCGCAGUGAGGACGAUGCCAGGACCAUGGUGCGCACCGGCCGCGUGUUCCGCCCACCAGGCCUCGGCGUCGCCGAGGGAUGGAAGCUUUUCGAGCGGGAGUACAAAGAGGCCAAGAAAAAGAGCAAGAAGGAGAAGGAAGAGAAAGAGAAAGACAAGGACGGGAAGGAGGAGAAGAAAGAGGAAGACGAGAUUUACAAGGAGCUGGAACAGAUGAAGGAGCAGAUCGUCGGCAAGUGCCUAGGCCUGCCGGUGGCCAUCGUCCAGGCGGCCAAGGGCUUCGCCUUGAUGGAGCACAAACCCAACGAUCCACCGAAGGCGGAGGAUAAAGCUCUCCCGGAUGAGACUGUGCCUAGCAAGACCGAGCCUGCAACUCAGGCUACGGAGGCUAAUCAGCCUGUUAAUUAA
Lolium rigidum is the source of this 1422-nucleotide messenger RNA. RefSeq names its product probable disease resistance protein At5g45490. Bases 1 to 1422 code for a protein of 473 amino acids. NCBI's taxonomy places the organism in Eukaryota, Viridiplantae, Streptophyta, Magnoliopsida, Poales, Poaceae. The record is from RefSeq and is a predicted model, not a curated record. Gene Ontology annotation, biological process: defense response to other organism. The transcript has a single exon. Gene Ontology annotation, molecular function: ADP binding.